This is a messenger RNA of Anopheles coustani, 510 nucleotides long. RefSeq lists its product as uncharacterized. Bases 83 to 412 code for a protein of 109 amino acids. Gene Ontology annotation, cellular component: mitochondrion. The transcript is spliced from 2 exons. Lineage: Eukaryota; Metazoa; Arthropoda; Insecta; Diptera; Culicidae. The record is from RefSeq and is a predicted model, not a curated record.
UGCGAGCUGUCUUCUUCAUCAAGCGAUCGGUGCUCAGAAGCGAUUCUUCAGUCGGAAUAAGCCAAAAUCGGAAAGCAAUCCAAUGGGCCAGGACGGAGCCCCACAGGAAAAGGCUGCCCGCCGGGCGGCCCUUCGCAAUGAGUACUGGCGCACGAUGACCAACCCGCACAACCAUCUGCGUGGAGAGUCCGGUGGAGUGUUUGAUACUGGAUUAGCGCGAUUCCAAGCGAUGCGCGUAAAUCACUUUGAGCACUUCAAGCCGACCGGACGCUCGUUCAAAAUUGGAAUGCUCACCGUUGUCCUUCCCAUCAUUGUUUACGCGAAAAUGAUGAAGUACGAGCGGGACCAGCGGGAACAGCAGUACCGCACCGGUCAGGUGGCGUAUAAGGAUCGCCGUUUCAAGUUUAUCUAAAUCAAUUACCCACUAAGUGGUCGUUUCUGUUCCGGUAGCAAAAAGCGCAUUGCAAAAUAAAAUGUCUUUACACUUCAAUGUGAUAUGCUAAAAUCACG